This is a messenger RNA of Histoplasma mississippiense, 1323 nucleotides long. RefSeq lists its product with no specific name. The transcript has 3 exons. The record is from RefSeq and is a predicted model, not a curated record. The coding region runs from base 1 to 1323 and encodes 440 amino acids. NCBI's taxonomy places the organism in Eukaryota, Fungi, Ascomycota, Eurotiomycetes, Onygenales, Ajellomycetaceae.
AUGGCCUACAAAAAUGAGCCUUUGCCAACAUCAUGCAAAGAGAUUUUGGGACCUACUGAAGGUCUCAUUGAUCGGUCACUUUCAACACCAGGACGACGCUUGCGUAAAUUUAUAACAAAUGCAGAAGAAAACAUAACCAACAAUAUUUUUGCACAACGCCUUUCAUUAAUCUAUUCAGUCCAUGAGAUUGAGUAUAAGUCCUUGGCAGUAGUGGACUAUGCAGGUGGGAACAAACACAUUACUGACGCAUACAAAUUGAUUGCUGAAGAAUGGGGUUGCGAUUUGGAGAAAGUGAAACUAUGGUGGCGACGGGGUAAGGGCUAUACUAAGUUGAUGCAAGAAGCUGGUCCAGCUAUUAUAUUCGAGCUGGACCUUAAUGUCUCGGGUUUAUGCGAACAUCGUUUGAGGGACACGCAACGGAACUUAUUCACCAAGUGGCUUCAACUUCAAAAGUUCAAGGAAAAUAGGAUCGAGAAAUGCAGAUUGGCAGCAAAAAUCAUACUUGAUGGGUUGAUAACUUAUGGACAAGAGGACUACACCUAUGCCUUUUUGAGAGACGCUCCUAGCCGUCUGUUGGACAUAGUGAGAAAAUACCUGAGCUGGGAAGACAAUGGUACCAUCACGCCCAAACCCCUUUCCGAACUGCUGGAUAACCCGUGCCAGCCAUCCAACCAAACAGGGGAUUCCCCGAGUCCAAGCCAGCCAGCUUCCCCGAUAAUCUAUACCAGACUGGAUUCUCUGGCAAUUGCUGCGAGCAACCUAGGUCACUCUGGAGAUCAGACAAAGAGCCUGGACAGAGAACACACUUUGACUUCUUCUGAGUCAUACAAUACUAAUAUGGAGCAGUCGAUGGCUCCCCAGGAUUACCCUCAUGGCACAGAGGAGCAUCCAACCAGCCCUUUUGACCCCUCAGGAUACAUGGAUAUGGGAACCUUACCAAGUGCUAGAGGAGUGGAACAUCCAGCUGGCUCUUUCGAUCCUAAUAUUGAUGAUAUGGGGCAUCCAACUCCCCCUUUCGACCCUUCUAGCUAUAUGGAGAUAGGGUCUUUGCCAUAUGAUGAGACGGGACGUUCGAAUCCCCCUUUCGACCCUUACCGUUAUAUGCAGAUGGGGAGUUUGCCAUAUGAUGAUGAGGUGGGACGUUCAACUACCCCUUUCGACCCUUCUAUGUAUAUGCAAAACGGGAUACAUGGAAAUGGGGACUUUGUGUCAAGCCAACUGCCCUCUUCAUACCCGAUGAAUAUUGACGUUAAUACUUGCGAUCUCAGCCCUACCGUGGACGACCGACAAAGAGACACACUAGUGUUGGAAGAAGCUCGCUAG